AUGGCGGCCAGCGACGAGGCUCCUGUCGCUGCUAGCGCGCCCUCAAAUGAGCGCAACCAAGACAAGCCAAUGGCAUCAGGCGAGGGUCACCAGGGCUCUGGGAACAACCGCGGCAAGAAGGGAAAGAAGGGCGACAGAGGCCGAGGAGAAUGGAGCCGCACCAAGGUAGACAAGCGGAAGCGCCAUGACGAGUAUAAAGAAUUCAAGCGCCGCAAGAUUAGCGACAUCGACAACCCCAAGGCGAACCCCUUCUCCAAAGAGGAGAUUGAGGCGGAGAGCCGUCGGCCGAAGCGCAAGGUUGCCGUCAUGAUUGGCUAUGCCGGCACCGGAUACAAGGGCAUGCAGCUCAACGGUGACGAGGAGACGAUUGAGCGCGAUCUGUUCCAGGCCUUCAUCAAGGCCGGCGCCAUUUCAAAGGCCAACGCCGACGAUCCUCGCAAGUCGAGCUUGGCUCGUUGCGCGCGAACGGACAAGGGCGUGCAUGCUGCGGGCAACGUCAUCAGCUUGAAGCUGAUUAUCGAGGACGAAGACAUUGUCGACAAGAUCAACGAGGCUCUCCCGCCGCAGAUCCGAGUCUGGGGUAUCCAGAGAACCAACAACAGCUACAACUGCUAUCAGUACUGUGAUUCGAGAUGGUACGAGUAUCUCAUGCCGAGCUACUGUCUUCUGCCCCCGCACCCUCAGAGCUUCCUCGGAAAGAAGUUGGUUGAAGUCAACAAGGAGUACGGCGCUGAGGAAGAGACCAACGCAAGACUGGCUGAUGUCAAGGAUUGGUGGUCGGAAGUGGAGGAGAAGGAUAUUAAACCUAUUUUGGCCGGACUGGAUGAAGAGACUAGGGCUGCCGUUUUGGAGAGCCUACAUUCCGAACAAGCUUCCGAAGAAAAUGCAGAGUCUAAAAAGGCUGAGAGCACACAGCCAGCUGCUGCUCAAGAGGAGACGGCAAAGGAAGAUGGAGACUAUGUCAUGGUUGACAAGGAGCAGCCGUCAUCAGAAAACGCCGAACCCGCCACCGCGACCGAAGGAGACAAUGCUACUCCCCAAAGACCUGCAGUCGUCCUCGAGACGGUUCAGCCCAAGCGCCGCGAGUUGGGCCCCGUGGACUUUGCCCUGCGCGACAUCAAGGCAGCCUACAUUGGCGCUAAGCGUGCCUAUCGCGUGUCUCCCGAGCGCAUCCAGAGACUGCAAGAAGCCCUCGACCAGUACGUCGGAACCAACAACUUCCACAACUACACCGUGCAGAAAUCGUACGGCGACCCGUCAUCAAAGCGACACAUUCGAUCAUUUGUCGUCAACCCCAAGCCCAUCAUCAUCGGCGAUACGGAAUGGCUGUCGCUCAAGGUCCACGGACAGAGCUUCAUGAUGCACCAGAUCCGAAAGAUGGUCGGUUUGGUGACGCUGAUGGUGCGCUGCGGCACGACGCUGGACCGCAUCAAGGAGAGCUAUGGCCCGCAGAAGAUGGCUAUUCCCAAGAUGCCCGGCCUGGGUCUGCUGCUGGAGCGGCCCGUGUUUGAAAACUACAACAAGCGAGCGACGGAGACGCUGGGGCGAGAGGAUAUCGACUUUGACAGGUAUGAGGAGAAGCUGGAGGCGUUUAAGCAGGAGCAGAUUUACUCGCGUAUCUUUGGAGUCGAGGAAAAGGAGAAUUCAUUCCACAGCUUCUUUUCGCAGAUUGAUCAAUUUAGGUCAAAUCACUUCCUGUGGCUCACCGCUGGAGGCAUGAAGGUUGCUACGAUUGACAAGUCGAAUGGAAAGCUGCAGGAUGUGGAUAAGCAGCUUGGUGACGAGGAUGAGGAGGAUCCCGAAGGCGGAGAGGGCUAA
Messenger RNA from Trichoderma gamsii, 1818 nucleotides. Its product is annotated as tRNA pseudouridine38-40 synthase. Bases 1 to 1818 code for a protein of 605 amino acids. The transcript has 3 exons. Gene Ontology annotation, cellular component: nucleus. Lineage: Eukaryota; Fungi; Ascomycota; Sordariomycetes; Hypocreales; Hypocreaceae. Gene Ontology annotation, molecular function: pseudouridine synthase activity; RNA binding. The record is from RefSeq and is a predicted model, not a curated record. Gene Ontology annotation, biological process: tRNA pseudouridine synthesis; mRNA pseudouridine synthesis.